Plasmodium falciparum 3D7 is the source of this 1332-nucleotide messenger RNA. RefSeq names its product putative transmembrane protein 43 (gene TMEM43). The record is from RefSeq and is a predicted model, not a curated record. The coding region runs from base 1 to 1332 and encodes 443 amino acids. Lineage: Eukaryota; Apicomplexa; Aconoidasida; Haemosporida; Plasmodiidae. The transcript is spliced from 6 exons. Gene Ontology annotation, cellular component: endomembrane system; nuclear envelope; endoplasmic reticulum membrane.
AUGAAUGAAGAAAUUUUUAUUCCUAAACAGAUUUUAUCUAUAUCUGCCUUUGCAUUUACUAUUAUAUUUAUUAUUAUUACAAUAUUCCACGAAUAUAAGUAUGUAACAUAUUCAAAAGAAUUAAGGCCAAUAAUAAAAAAUGCUAUACCAGUUUCAUGCAUUCCAUUAGAAGAAAACAAUGGAAAAAUUAUACACAUAAAUUGUCCAUUACAAGAUCUCGAAACCUUUUAUGCACCCGCACAAUUUAGUAGUAACAUAUAUUCUUUCAGAGGUGUAUUCUUUGAAAUAAAAAUAGAAAUGUACCAAUGGAUAAGAAGUAAUAGAUAUCUGGGGUUAUACGCUAGGGGAAAGUUUAUGGAUCAUAUAGUAAGCACACCUUCCAAUUUUUUAUUUUUUUAUAAAACCCCACAAAACCCUACCUACUUUCCUUCCAUUGGAAAUAUAGGACGUAAAUAUGCAAAUUAUGCAAAAGCUGGUAGCUACAGGUUGUCCAAAAAUUCACUCAUAAACUUUCAGAAAAAAAAAAAAUUAGAAUUGGUAGACGAUGGAUGGUUUACAGAAUCUGAGAUAAAACCUCCUUUUACCGUUGAUCAUUUAAAUACAAAUGUUUUUAAUGAUUAUUUGUAUACAGGAGAUCCAUUAAAUCCCCAGGUAGGGGACAUAAGAGUGUCUUUUUAUGGAAAUGCCUCUACGCAUGCCACUGUUAUAGGGGUUCAAACAUCUAGACUACUGAAUAGUAUUUUUGAAAUUGAAGGCGUGAAUUUAUUGAAACGCAAUAUAGUUUUAGUAUCAGAAGAAAACAGAAUGAUGAUUAAUAAGACCAAGCAUUUUAUAAAUAAAAAUUAUGGAAAUAUAACCUCUUUGUGGUUUUUUAGAAUAAUUACAUAUUUGAUUCUCUGUACAGAAUUUUAUUAUAUACUGAUAGGAACAUCAAACAACCUUAUGUGGAGAAUUGCUGUGAGUUGUUCAACUUCUUCCAUAAUAUUAACAAUUUUCCCAUGUGUGUUUUGGAUAUUUUGUGAUACUGCCAUUUUUUUAUUUUUAUUAAUUUUUCUUUUUAUCAUGUCAUUAUUUCUAUUAUAUAUUUAUAAUACUGAAAUAGAAAAGGAUUAUAAGGAACUCAAAAAUUAUAUGAAGAAACCUGUUAGGGAUACUACAAAUUAUACAUUUUUAAAUGUGACAGAUACUUGUACAGGGGCAUAUGAAGAAUUUAAUUAUGGAAAAAAUAAAGUUAAUAAUAAUAACCUCGAAUCAAAUAGUGACGUUUCCUAUACCCUUUCACUUAGCAAACAACCAGGAGGGAAGUUUGAAUCAUCCCCUGCAUAUAUAUGA